Molecule: messenger RNA, 1824 nt
Organism: Hyaloscypha bicolor E
Lineage: Eukaryota; Fungi; Ascomycota; Leotiomycetes; Helotiales; Hyaloscyphaceae
Exons: 2
Coding region: 1-1824 (607 amino acids)
Source: RefSeq, a predicted model, not a curated record
AUGGAUAGCGUCAUCAAUUACGUUGACGACUCCCAACCAGAACCAGUCCCAAUACCAGAUGCGCCCCAACCAGGUGACUGCAUCUAUUGUGCGGAUGAUCACUGUGAUGGGCUCUCCUGCACGCCACCCAGAGAGCAGGAUCUUUGUCGUACCACCACCACUGGCUACAUGGAUGCCUAUCUCCAUUACCUUGACAACCCUCAAUCGGUCCAAACAUCAGAUGAGCCGCAACCAGGUGACUGCAUCUAUUGUGCGGAUGAUCACUGUGAUGGAGUCUCCUGCACACCACCCAGAGAGCAGGACCCUCACAGGACCGCCGCCACUAACAAUAAUUCCAUCAACCGUGAGGUUGACAAUAAUCAAUCCACUCAAUGUCGUGACGAGUGGGACAACAUCGAUGUCUUAGUCCUCAUGGAAGGGAACGAAGCUCUUCGGGCACAGGUCGAAUGGCUCUGGAAGGAGCACAUCGACAUGAGCAAGGAGUACCGAGAAGAUGCCGGUAACGCGCAGAGAAAGAGCAAAGACCUUGAGCAGGAUAACGAAAUGCUUCUGGGUCUUAUUGAGCAGGACGAAAAGAACAUCGACAAAUUUGAGGAGGGGAACAGAACUCUUAAGGGGCUCAAAUCAUUUGAACGACACCUCCGAGAUGAGUAUGGGAAAGAUAUUGACAACUUAAACAAAAGGAUUGCAGUACUUGAAAAGGACAAGGAGAUGAUCACCUUGGCCUCAGAGAACGAACACGAGAUACGGAAAGAAAUUUCCAGGCUCAAAGCAUUCGAACGAUACAUGCGAGAUGAGUACGAAAAGAAUGAGGAUAAGUUAAACAAAAAGAUUAAAGCCCUUGAGAUGGACAAGAAGAUGAUCAACCUGGCUUCACAAAGCGAACGCGAGAUACUGAAGAGCGAAAUCUCCAGGCUGCAAAAACAAGUCGAGGACCAAAACCAAAACUCCGCCGCCUGUGUCUCAAACGCCCGCGACAACAUCGCUUAUAUUACCAAUUUGGAAACGACAUUGACCUACCAGACUGCUCAAAUCGCUCAAUUGAAAGAAGAGCUGGAGGCAGAGAAGUCGAGCAAGCAUGAGGCGGAGAAGCAAGCUGGAUUUCAUCAAGAAGAGCUGGAACUUCGAGAAAUCGCCAAUCACGAGGAAACUGCUGAGAUGGAGUCAAUCAUCGAAGACUUUGAGAUCAAGACUCUGAGACACCAGGAUGCCAUCGAAGCCCGUGACAGAGUCAUUAGACCACUUCGAUGCGCAGUCGCCAUAUUCGCCAUGGAACUCAAAGAACUCCGCAGAGAGACGGCGGAAAGCAGUACUGCCGUGUCAAAAGUCUUCCAGGACCAGCAACAACAGCUCCAAGAGCUCGAGCAAAAGGAAGAACGUCAUCGGAUGGAGAGGGCAGACCAGAAACGACGUCUCGAACAGCUCGAACAACUAAAUGAGAUACUGGCAGCCCAACUCCAGAGCGCGAAGGUUCCACUGGAAAAAUCGAUGAGUCUUAUGGACAAGUUGGAGGCUCGGUCAGAGUGUCCGUAUAAAUCUGGUGGAGAGGCAGACGCGGAUGAAGAGGACAAUGCGGAGGAUCUCAGCACGGAACCGGAGGAGACAAGGCUUGAAGAGAAUAGUGAGCAACAGCAUAUCAGAUUCUCUGAGGAGAUGGAGGACGGCGGGCACAGCGAUGAUGAGGAUGGUACUCUGGAGCCUAGCGAGCCUGAGUAUGUAAUUGUUGACGGGCGGAACGAAUUGAGAGCUUGGAAUGGGUCGGCUAGAAGGGGGAAUUCACUCCCCAAGAGAACAGUCGAUUGGGACGAAGAGAGCUGGAGCUAA